GGCAUCUCACACGGCGAUAACAAUCAGCUAAGGUUAGAGGUGCAUACUACCUAAGGUAUCCGUAAUCCGUAAUGUUGCCUCGGUACAGUACCUUUCUCCUGCAAUGAUCGUUGAAUAACCUUUGCCCAGUGAGAACCCCAACAGCAAAAACAAGCAACCGCUUCUUUGGGCGGUAUUUUGGCAGGCAGUCCGAUUAUAACUCGGAUUGAAAGCGGUUACGAAAGGAUCAAGUUGCUAGAGCAGUUGUGCCGUUGGAUCUUGUGCGAGACGAUGGCCUGGGACUCAAAGGCCUCACGUCGGCGCCAGAGCAGCGCCGCAUCAGGGACCAAAAACAUUGCCAUACAAGCCAGACAGCAGUCAAGACGGGUCGUCCAACCGCAGUCUCCGCAUGUGGCCGACCCCUUUCUCCAGCACUUCCUGGGCCCAGCAUUUGACCCUGCUGCCUACCUCAACGCCGCCCUACCACCCUUACAAACGUCAUCCAGAGUUCCAGGCAGCCAGGGUGCAACUCAACCGGGCGCGGUGCCGCUCGCAGAGCUCUCCAUCCAGGCGCAGUCCGUGCUCUCACAGCUCAGCGCUCAUACAACCAGACUCACCAACACCUUGACGGAGCUCACAAACGACAUCCUGAGGAGCGGCGGUCGCCUAGCCUACGAGGUGGAACUGUUGCGGGGCGAGACUCUGGGACUGGCAGAGACCCUGACGGAGCGGCUGGAGGACGACAUUGCGAAGUUUGUGCCAGGCGGCAUCCGGGACAACCUCGCCGAGCCAAAGGCAGCAGCCGACAGCCAUGGCAGCUCGUCAUCACACCAACGGCGCAUGUCGAUUCUCGCGCCGCCGGCCGCAGCGACCACGGCCGGUGCGAGCACUCCCAAUGAAGCCACGACCGCUACGUCCGCCGCAGCCCAGGCACCCUCACCAGACGAACCCGCUUCCAUCGCACAGCUGCGCACUCUGACACUAGUGCGCUCCCGGCUCGACUCGGUAAUCAAGACAUUCGGCGAGGCCAUGGAAUUCGUAUUCCCACCCUCCGAAGUCUCCGUGAGCUCCUCCUUCUUGUCCGUCUCGGCCCCCGACGCCGGCGGCGAGAACCACAGCACCGAGGAGAAAGGGCAGCAGGUUCUCCAGGCGCUCCGGGACGAAAUAUCCCGGCUACUCAACCACCCUUCGGACCCCAUCAAGGGCAUUGAGGACGCUGCCCGUCGCAUCGAAGAGCUGAAGGAGCUCGCGACGGUAUGGAAGGGCACCGCCGAGGAAAAGGGCCGCACCAAGUUCAUCGAGAGCUUGGCUAGGACGGUGGAGGACCGGCACAGGGAGCUUCUGCGGGAGGUGGAGCAGUCGAGUAAUAAUCGACGCGAUAAUACUUCCAGACCACCGCAACUGGAAGCGGGCGCAGCGGGGAAGGCUGCUGCCGACGCAGACGCCGGGCAGGCCGAAACUAGAAGCUACGGUGCCUAUGGCCUGAUCAGCCAGCUCCAGAAGUUGAGGAAUGGGCUAUAAUCUGGGGCACACCUAAGUAGACUUGAUAUCGUAUGUGUAUCCGGCGUACCGGUCUGCCGAUCUAAACCUGUGGUCCGUUUUUCAAAUAUGUGCCUAC
Molecule: messenger RNA, 1597 nt
Organism: Chaetomium strumarium
Lineage: Eukaryota; Fungi; Ascomycota; Sordariomycetes; Sordariales; Chaetomiaceae
Exons: 1
Coding region: 271-1500 (409 amino acids)
Source: RefSeq, a predicted model, not a curated record